Molecule: messenger RNA, 922 nt
Organism: Coniophora puteana RWD-64-598 SS2
Lineage: Eukaryota; Fungi; Basidiomycota; Agaricomycetes; Boletales; Coniophoraceae
Exons: 3
Coding region: 194-922 (242 amino acids)
Source: RefSeq, a predicted model, not a curated record
AUCGCCUCCGGGACUUGGGCUGAGAAGACCGAAGAGUUGGAGCGGUGAAUGAGUGGUCGACAGUAAGUGGAACACUGAGAUAAUAUAUAUUUCUAGUAGCUUUACAGCCGUCGAAUCCCUCUGUAACGACGACCGAUCUCCCUUCACGGAGAAGGCACGACAAAGCAAUCUUGGCAGAGCCGGCCGCUCUCGUAUGUCCAUUCUCCGCAUUGUCAUCACUUUAACACACUACGCCGAUGCUGCUGGUGUCAAGAACAUCAACAUCUACCCCUUUCUGGUGAUUGCGUAUCAGGCUAGCGACAAGAUUGCUUCGGAAGAUGAUCGCCAUCGCCUACAGAAAAUCCUCGAGUGGCCACAAUGGGAACAGCUAGCGCGCGACCGUGAAAUUGUCCCGUUCAGCGUGGCUCCGGAAUAUGUCCUUGGACCAACAGCUUUCGCGCGCCUCUUGAUUGUGUUGGCUCGGCGAAAUGCGCUGAGCAGUACUCAGCUCCUCCACAAAUCUCCUGAAGGCUUAUCACCCACGACUUCCCUCGCCCAGAUCCUGCUUAUGACACAUUCAAACGUGAUCAAGCGUUCUGUGAAGAUUUCUGGGGAACCCAAAAUCGUACAUGGGGACUCCCGCUCCAGCAUCGCUUACGGAGAGUGUGCAGAGCUUGCAAUGGCAAUCGUCACUUUCUCCGACCCCACACACAACCCAAAUAUCAAGGCCGCUUACAGGGUACGCUACAAUCUCGUGACAAACCUGGGCGACGUCGCGCAGCUGGCAUUUAAGCUGAAACAGUAUCGACGUGCGUACUUCGCGACACUCGCGGCACUCGAUCUGGACGUACACAGCGACCCUUGGGAGAAGGCAGAUGCCGGUCUUAUCAAAAAUUAUAAGCGGGUCGCUCGCGAAGCUAAGGAAGUGCUUGACUCAGAGUAA